This is a messenger RNA of Closterium sp. NIES-65, 1038 nucleotides long. Lineage: Eukaryota; Viridiplantae; Streptophyta; Zygnematophyceae; Desmidiales; Closteriaceae. The record is from the annotation of a GenBank genome assembly.
AUGCGAGUUGCCACUGGCAACUGCACCAAUUUCCAUUGGAGAUGGUCCCAGCCCCUGCAGCAGCCGCCCCUGGACCCCAGAAGCCGCCCCUGGACCCGGUACGCUCUGUGCUGCCUGUGCCUGUUGCUGCUUGUGCUUGUGCUGCCUGUGCCUGUUGCUGCCCGUGCCUGUGCUGCCCUGUGCUGUCUGUGCCUGUUGCUGCCUGUGCCUGUGCUGCCCGUGCCUGUGCUGCCCUGUGCUGCCCGUGCCUGUGCUGCCUGUGCCUGUUGCUGCCCGUGCCUGUGCUGCCCUGUGCUGCCCGUGCCUGUGCUGCCCGUGCCUGUGCUGCCCGUGCCUGUGCUGCCCGUGCCUGUGCUGCCCGUGCUUGUGCUGCCUGUGCCUGUUGCUGCCCGUGCCUGUGCUGCCCUGUGCUGCCCGUGCCUGUGCUGCCCGUGCCUGUGCUGCCCUGUGCUUGUGCUGCCUGUGCCUGUUGCUGCCCGUGCCUGUGCUGCCCGUGCCUGUGCUGCCUGUGCCUGUUGCUGCCCGUGCCUGUGCUGCCCUGUGCUGCCCGUGCCUGUGCUGCCCGUGCCUGUGCUGCCUGUGCCUGUUGCUGCCCGUGCCUGUGCUGCCCUUUGCUGCCUGUGCCUGUGCUGCCCGUGCCUGUGCUGCCCGUGCCUGUACUGCCCGUGCUUGUGCUGUCUGUGCCUGUUGCUGCCUGUGCCUGUGCUGCCCGUGCCUGUGCUGCCCGUGCCUGUGCUGCCCGUGCCUGUGCUGCCCGUGCGUGUGCUGCCCGUGCUUGUGCUGCCUGUGCCUGUUGCUGCCCGUGCCUGUGCUGCCCUGUGCUGCCUGUGCCUGUUGCUGCCUGUGCCUGUGCUGCCCGUGCCUGUGCUGCCCGUGCCUGUGCUGCCCGUGCCUAUGCUGCCCGUGCCUGUGCUGCCCUGUGCCGCCCGUGCCUGUGCUGCUUGUGCCUGGUGCUGCUCGUGCCUCAUGCUCGCGCCCUCGUGCGCACUGUUUCUGCUCUCCCCCCCCCCCCCCCGUUUGCGGAUUCCCAACGAUUAG